Messenger RNA from Hippopotamus amphibius kiboko, 2653 nucleotides. It is a transcript of the gene GLYCTK, whose product is annotated as glycerate kinase. Gene Ontology annotation, cellular component: cytoplasm. Lineage: Eukaryota; Metazoa; Chordata; Mammalia; Artiodactyla; Hippopotamidae. Gene Ontology annotation, molecular function: glycerate kinase activity. The coding region runs from base 695 to 2266 and encodes 523 amino acids. Gene Ontology annotation, biological process: protein phosphorylation. The record is from RefSeq and is a predicted model, not a curated record. The transcript is spliced from 6 exons.
GAGAGGCGGUGUCACAAGUAGAGUUGCAGGAUUUGGCAAAUAAAAAUGUAGGGCAUCCAGUUAAACUUGAAUUUUAGGUAAACAACAAAUAACUUUUUAGUAUCGGUAUGUUCCAAAUGUUGUACGGAACGUAUUGACAUUUUAAAAAUUCCCAGUUUAUCUGAAGUUCAAAUAUAACUGGACGUCCUGUAUUUUAUCUGGCUACCUUAGUCAGGGACGCCCCCUACCCUGGGUUCUGAUAUCCAGUGGCAAGGUUGGGAUCCUCUAGGCCCGUAUUCAUCAGGGAAACAGAUUGGACCGCAUGGUACAUGGGGUCAUGUGGUGUCUAAGGACUUCUUCAAGGUUCUGCUAAGCCAGAUAUUGCUGCCACUUCUGAUUUGAACCUGUUGCUCGACUGGCCCGGAGUGCUGGGAUUCUUCCAGCUGUGUGCCCUGUGGAUGUGCCUGGACCUGCCUGUCAGUGUCCUGGCAAACCUACAGCCUCCCUAUGCAGACCUAGCCUUUCCAGGCUUCUUAGCCCAGACCCAUGAGCUAAUGAAAUAGAGCAGGCUGGAGGUCACUGGGCUCGAGGUCAGCUGGUGGGACAGCCAGCAGCUUCAUACCAGCAAAAGUGGUAAAGAGGCAAGGAAGGAUGCCAGAAAGGGGCGUUGCCCUGGGCAGCCAUGGAUGCCAGGUGGUGCUGAGAGCAGUGGGGCAUGGCUGCAUCCCUUCAGGUCCUGCGUCGCUUGGCCCGAGCCCCCUUGGGCCCAUUCCUCUGGCGGGGCCCAUUGGCCCGGCUGGCCAGUAGCAUGGCCCUGGCAGAGCAGGCGCGGCAGCUGUUUGAGAGCGCUGUGGGUGCCGUGCUGCCAGGCCCCAUGCUGCAGCGGGCACUGUCCUUAGACCCUGACAGUGGGCAGCUGAAGGUGCGGGACCGGAGCUUUCAGCUGCGGCAAAACCUCUACCUGGUGGGCUUUGGCAAGGCUGUGCUGGGCAUGGCAGCUGCAGCUGAGGAGCUGCUGGGCCAGCAUCUUGUGCAGGGUGUGAUCAGCGUUCCCAAGGGGAUCCGCGCUGCCAUGGAGCGGGCUGGCAAGCAGGAGAUGUUGCUGAAGCCACAUAGCCGUGUCCAGGUGUUUGAGGGUGCGGAGAACAACCUGCCGGACCGGGAUGCCCUGCGGGCUGCUCUGGCCAUCCAGCAGCUGGCUGAAGGCCUCACAGCUGAUGACCUGCUGCUCGUGCUUAUCUCAGGUGGGGGCUCGGCCCUGCUGCCUGCCCCCAUCCCACCUGUCACACUGGAGGAGAAGCAGACACUAACCAAGCUGCUGGCAGCCCAUGGAGCCACCAUCCAGGAGCUGAACACCAUCCGGAAGGCCCUGUCCCAGCUCAAGGGUGGGGGGCUGGCUCAGGCUGCCUACCCUGCUCAGGUGGUGAGCCUGAUUCUGUCAGAUGUGGUAGGGGACCCUGUGGAGGUGAUUGCCAGCGGCCCCACUGUGGCCAGCGUCCACAGCGUGCAGGAUUGCCUGCACAUCCUCAAUCGCUAUGGCCUUCGUGCUGCCCUGCCACGUUCUGUGAAGACUGUGCUGGCUCGGGCGGACUCUGACCCCCACGGGCCACACACCUGUGGUCACGUCUUCAACGUGAUCAUUGGCUCCAAUGCACUGGCUCUGGCUGAGGCUCAGAAGCGGGCCGAGGUGCUGGGAUACAGGGCUGUGGUGCUGAGCACAGCCAUACAGGGCGAUGUGAAAAGUGUGGCCCAGUUCUAUGGGCUGCUGGCCCGAGUGGCUGGAGCCUGCCUCACUUCCCCUGGGGCUGGCGCUCCUGUGGAGGAGGAUGCACAACUCUAUGAACUGGCGGCUGAGCUCCAGCUCCCGGACCUGCAGCUGAAGGAGGCUCUGGAGGCCGUGGUGGGCGCUCGGGGCCCGGUCUGCUUGCUGGCUGGUGGCGAGCCUACAGUGCACCUGCAGGGCUCAGGCAAAGGUGGCCGGAACCAGGAACUGGCCCUGCGUGUCGGAGCAGAGCUGGGACGGUGGCAGUUGGGGCCUGCUGAUGUGCUGUUUUUGAGUGGUGGCACUGAUGGGCAGGACGGGCCCACAGAAGCAGCCGGGGCCUGGAUCAGCCCUGAGCUCACCAGCCAGGCUGCUGCCGAGGGUCUGGACGUGGCCACCUUCUUAGCCCACAAUGACUCACAUGCCUUCUUCUGCCGUUUCCAGGGUGGGGCGCACCUGCUGCACACGGGGCUGACCGGUACCAAUGUCAUGGAUGCCCACCUCCUGUUCUUGCAGCUGCGGUGAUGACGGAGGUCAUGUUUUGGGAACCUAGAGGAGGCCUGCAGGGCAGCGGCCUGGAUGAGACCAGGUUUGGUCCCCAGGGCCUCACCAGGCUUUAGGGCCUCUCCACUCCUUGACCCUGUACUACUUGGUUGGCCCUCACACCUCCCAACCAGGGCCUCUGCUCUGUGUCCAAUUCCACAACCAGACAGGCAGGUGGGGGCUCUGUUCCACCCCUACUUUCAGCCAUGGCAGCAGGUAUCCCUGAGGACCAGGACGAGCCCCUGGGCCAAUUUGCCGUUCCCAGUGUUCUCCCUGAGGUAGCCCCUCUGCUCAGCUGCUGAGCCUGUUUCUUCUGUGGGGUGAAGCAAGAGGGACGGAAAAUAAAAAGGACCACGCUGUGGGUUCUCA